UUUUUUUUUCUUCCUCUCUCUCGUCUGUUGUCUUGUCUCUCACUCAAGCGUUUCUGUUUUUAUUUCCCUCAGGUCCAGAGUUUUCACUUUAUCUCUGUCUCUUUUUUUUUCCAACCCGAGGAUAUUUUCCUUUUUCUUCUUUUAUGGAAUGUUUUUAGAAACCUGCCCUGAAAUACUUGUUUCGGCGACGGGUCGAAGGGGACCCCCCCCCUCCUCGAGAUGGACAAGCUAGCCGUUUAGCUGCGCUGCUAGCCGGAGAUCGCGGGUCAGGAGGAGUAUGAGCGAGUUAGCGCGCUAGCGGCUAGCUUUAGCGUACCGCGUCCGGAGACGUUGCGCUCGCCCGUUUGCGUAAUAAGCGCCGCGAGUAAGAAGUCACCGUUUACCCCCCCGGACCCGGGUUGGGUCUGCUGAGCAGCCAAGCUAACGCGGGAAAGGAGAUAACGGCUGUGAAACAAACACCACGGCGGGUUCGAGAAGUGGCUCGCGCUCAUCUCUCCAGUGUGGCAACAUGUUUUCCGGCGCACAGAACCAGCAGCCGCUGUUCCCGAACUCGCAGGGGCAACAGAACAGCGCGGGGCAACCGGACACGGGCCCGUUUUUACCCUUUCACGUCAGACCCAGUCUGCAGAUCAAGAGGAACGCCAUAACGGAAGACUACAAGGUCACAAGUCAGGUGCUUGGUCUGGGCAUCAAUGGCAAGGUGCUGGAGGUAUUCCAGAAGAAGAGUGGGGAAAAGUGCGCGCUGAAGAUGCUGCAGGACUGUGCCAAGGCCCGGAGAGAAGUGGAGCUACAUUGGAGGGCGUGGCCAUGCACCAAUAUUGUACGCAUUAUCGACGUCUACGAGAACCUCUACCAGGGCAAGAAUUGCCUCCUCAUUGUCAUGGAGUGCAUGAACGGAGGAGAGUUGUUUAGUCGAAUUCAAGACAGAGGAGACCAGGCCUUCACAGAGAGAGAGGCGUCCAACAUAAUGCUGAGCAUAGGCGAGGCCAUCCAGUUUCUGCACGCAAUCAACAUCGCCCACAGAGAUGUUAAGCCGGAAAAUAUACUGUAUACCUCCAAGAGGCCUGACGCAUUGCUUAAACUCACAGACUUUGGUUUUGCCAAGGAGACCACCUCACACAACUCCCUAAAUACCCCCUGCUACACACCCUAUUAUGUUGCCCCAGAGGUCCUGGGUCCAGAGAAAUACGAUAAGUCCUGUGACAUGUGGUCAUUGGGGGUCAUCAUGUAUAUCUUGUUGUGUGGAUACCCGCCCUUCUAUUCCAACCAUGGUCUAGCCAUCUCUCCUGGGAUGAAGAGAAGGAUCAGAAUGGGCCAGUACGAGUUUCCCGAUCCUGAAUGGUCUGAUGUAUCUGAGGAGGCCAAACGACUGAUUCAGACCCUUCUGAAGACUGAGCCAACCCAGAGGAUGACCAUCACAGAGUUCAUGAAUCACCCCUGGAUCAAUCAGUCGAUGGAGGUACCGCAGACUCCGCUCCAUACUAGCCGCGUGCUGAUGGAGGAGAGGGAAGUGUGGGACGACAUCAAGGAGGAACUGACCAGUGCCUUGGCAACGAUGAGAGUCGACUAUGAGCAAAUCAGGAUCAAGACCAUCGAGGACUCGUCCAAUCCGCUACUAACAAAGAGGAGAAAGAAAGCCAGCAGUGCGGCGGCGGACAGGCAUGCGCACUGAGAGGCGCACGCACGCACGCACGCACACGCGCGCACGCACAUACAACACACACAUACCUUUUUGAAAAUGAAAACAAAGGAAGCAAUAAUUGUCGACAGGGAAGUGGGAGUGGCAAUGCAUGAAUUUACUCAGUGUUUUUACUUUUCAUGACGUGUUCUAAUGUUUUGUAGGAAUGUUUUGUUUUUGUCACUCAAACCAUUUUAACGAACCAACCACUCUGUUGUUAUAGAGGGCGUGUUAAUUCACGCUUUCACACCAGUUGAGAGACGGCGAAUGAUCGAAAAGGAGGGAAGAGAGAAAAAUGGAAGCUCUCUCUUCUCUCUUUUCCCUAAUGUCAGGUUAUUACAAGAGGGA
Messenger RNA from Lampris incognitus (smalleye Pacific opah), 2026 nucleotides. It is a transcript of the gene mapkapk2a, whose product is annotated as MAPK activated protein kinase 2a. NCBI's taxonomy places the organism in Eukaryota, Metazoa, Chordata, Actinopteri, Lampriformes, Lampridae. Gene Ontology annotation, biological process: inflammatory response; vascular endothelial growth factor receptor signaling pathway; toll-like receptor signaling pathway. The record is from RefSeq and is a predicted model, not a curated record. The coding region runs from base 509 to 1672 and encodes 387 amino acids. The transcript is spliced from 10 exons. Gene Ontology annotation, cellular component: cytoplasm; nucleus. Gene Ontology annotation, molecular function: calcium-dependent protein serine/threonine kinase activity; calcium/calmodulin-dependent protein kinase activity; calmodulin binding.